Messenger RNA from Exserohilum turcica Et28A, 1143 nucleotides. RefSeq lists its product as uncharacterized. Gene Ontology annotation, biological process: chromosome segregation. The transcript is spliced from 2 exons. Gene Ontology annotation, cellular component: MIS12/MIND type complex. NCBI's taxonomy places the organism in Eukaryota, Fungi, Ascomycota, Dothideomycetes, Pleosporales, Pleosporaceae. The record is from RefSeq and is a predicted model, not a curated record. Bases 1 to 666 code for a protein of 221 amino acids.
AUGCCUGCUGCCACGAACCCAGAUUCUCGCUCGCCCUCUCCUACACCUGCCAGACCCAUCGCCGAGACACCUGGACCACGCGCGCAAGGUCUAAUCAAUGUCUUUAACCAAGCCUCGAAAGCGACUCUAGAUAAGUGCUCGGCCAAGAACUUUGCUUCAUGCUUCCCUACCGCUGCGCAAUAUAGUCCCGAAGUGCUGGACAACCUGAGGGGGCAGAUUGUGGACCAACUUGAUCGAACAUGGAAGACCAACUUUGAGGAUAUUAUGGAGAGAAGGAACGUCGUUAAGCUGCUCAACUCUCUAGACCAAUGUAUAGAGGAUGCCAGGCUCAGAAAGAAACGAGCUGAAGAAAGCGCAAACGGUGGGCCUGUGGAAACACCGGUGCCACCUCAUACUCUUACACCUUCUGAGAUUCACUUGGCCCACCUCAUGCCCUUUCUUGAGAAGCAAGCUACCGACAUGAAUGCCAAGCUCAUUGAGACGCAACAAUCGAACACGGAGCUGCUAUCGACCGUGGCAGCACAGCGCGCAGAGAUCGAAGCGCUGGUAAGGGGCCUGGAGAAUAUCAUACAAGAUCUGGAUGCUAGCGCGCAGACAAUGGCCCAAGACGAUGUGCAAGAUUUGAGCAAGGAGACUAGGGAUCUAGAAAAGGCAUUGCGAACAUGAUUUUACAGUAGCGAUGCCGCACUGAAGAACAAUUACGGGCUCUUAAGCAGAGCGGGAGGGAACUAAGAAACUCCCCACAGUUAAGAGUCGCCGUUCCGCGAAAACAGGGCUGGGUUUGCGCUCCCUCGCACGAAGCGACGUUUAAGAAGGACAGCCACAUGUCUUUGUAAGCUACGAAGUAGUCUCUGUCCCCAGAGUCCUUGCACAGGAACACAAGCCUGUGGUGAUAUGCAAUAUCCCAAACUACUGGGACAUGCAGAUCAGAAGUGUUGGCGGAUGAUGGCUGUCCUUGGGGAAUUGUAUGCUUCAGGACUUUGUAUACAGCAUACAGGUUUACAUGUGUUGGAGCAUAUGGUACACCAAUAGCCAUGAAAGCAACGCGAGUGUGAAUCAGGCGAGCAGGCAAGAGGAAAGAUGGCAGACAGGGUGACAGAGAUAAAAGUUUCACAACUGCAGCGGAUGUUUAUUGCUCUUGAU